CUGGCCUCGGCGUCGUGCAGCUCGCGAAGAAGACAUGGGAGGCAGCUAGAAGUUUCAAUAAUCAUCAUCAUCAUCAUUUAUUAUCCUUGAAGGCCCUUAUGAGCAUUACAAUAGAGGGGAGGAUUCUUAACGCCAACUGGAGCGUGAGGGGUCACAACUCUGAGAAGCCAUGGAGAGUGUGCUGGACCCCCUGGGUCCCUGGCACGGGCCGGUGCUGUUUCUGGGAGUUUUGAGAGGCCUAGCAGCAUCCUCCUUCAUCAUGAGCCUUACCUUCAUGGCUCCCCAAAGUCAGGAACACUGGUGCGCGCGUCCCGCUUCUUUCAGCAACUGGACGACGCAAGAGUGGCUGAAUAUCAGUGUUCCCUUGGAAGUGAGCGAACUUGGUGUGGUGUCGCGGAGCAGGUGUCAUGUGCUCCAGUGGGACGGUCAGGACGCGGAGGGGAUUCGAUCUGAUGCGCGGUUGUGGCAAGGACAGAGCAAUGGAUCUUCGGUGCCUACGUCGGUUCCAUGUACAGAAUGGGAAUUCGACUCAUCUUUUCAUACGAGGACUGUCCUAAGUGAGUGGAACACGGUGUGUGGGAACCAGUGGAUGCUGGGGAUAUCGCAGUCAAUCCUCAUGUUCGGCUUCAUGCUCGGCAACUUCGUUUUCUCUCAUCUUUCAGACUGGUGUGGGCGACGUCCUGCCAUCUUCGCGGGAACCUUGCUGUCCCUGAUGUCGGGAGUGGCAGUUGCGUUUGCCAGUUCCUUCUCCAUGUUCAAUGCGUUCCGCUUUCUGGCAUCUACGGGUCACGGGGGCAUCACCAAUGUCGCCUACACUAUUGCCAUCGAGUGCGUGGCCCCUCGCAAGCGAGCUCUGAUUUCCAUGCUCCAGGAAGUCGGCUGGGUUCUGGGCCUCAUUGUACUUCCCGGUCUGGCCUACCUCCUCACCAACUGGGUACAUCUGCAGCUCGCCAUCUCCGCGCCUUUGAUUAUCAUGCUGCUUGUCGCCUACAUCAUGGAAGAAUCUCCCAGGUGGCUUCUGGUUGUUGGCCGGUUUGAAGCGGCAGAGGCAGUCCUUCAUAGGAUUGUCAAGAGAAAUGGUCUCCACGUAAGGGAGAUUGAGAAGCUGGUUCUGGAAUCUAAAGAGAAGGUUGAGCUGGAAGAUAAGAGGAACAAGUCAACCAUCUUGGACUUGUUCCGCUCAUGGAAGAUAGCAAUCAUCAGUAUUUCUACUCAUGUCCAGUUAGCAGUCGUGGUGUUGCUAUAUUACGACCUCAUCUACAAGAUAACGGACUUCGGAGGAAGCCCAUUUAUCAACUUCUUACUGGUGGCCUUGCUGGAAAUUCCUGUGAUACUGGGGGCCAUGGUGGUUAUCAACUACCUUCGACGGCGGGUCAUUUAUUUCAUCCUCUACGUUCCCUCAACUGUGGCUUGCCUAACAUUAGCAUUUGUGCCAGCCGACAUGGUGUGGUUUCAACUCGCCCUGGUGAUGGUAGGGAAGUUUUGCGUGCAAUGUGCCUACAGCGUGAUCUGCGUUCAAGUCACAGAGUGCUUCCCCACUGUGGUGCGAGCUGUCGCUCUGGGAAGUGCACUAACUGCCAGCCGGGUUGGUGCGAUCGUUGCACCUUUCUUCAAAGAUCUCGGAAGAGUAACGCAUCCCUGGGUUCCGUCUGUACUGGACGCGUUGCUUGCCGUCGGUUCUCUUUUGUUGGCCCUGCUUCUUCCAGAGACGUUCCGAAAACCGCUUCCGGACUCCUUCAGCGACGUUUUGAGGCUUCAUGAAAAGAAGGAGGCUGACUGUGCUGCAGAGCUGGAGUCAAUGGGAGGCGGUGAAGAGAAUGACAACGUGCUUUGAAAAGUCACGUCACAACUUUGUCCAGUGUCACCUGUUGAUCACAUUUUUCAGGCCGGCUAUCAUGUUGUGCUUACUGCAAAGCGACUGUUGACAUUUUGACCAGCGUUGUCGUUACCAUACAUCAACUGUCACGUGGGAAUUACAAUGUACAUCACCAUCAAUAUUGUGUUAAAACCAGGAUGCGGCCGCCUGCUUUUACAUCAUAUUUGUUCCUAAAAGUGAUUUCCCAAAGUCUAGAUUUUCUUUCCAAGCGGUUGUACAGUCACCACUAAAAAGAUUGAGAGAAAGGAUUAACAGCUGGCAAGGUAAAAUCACUACACGCGGCUCUUCAUUGUUACAAAUACACGAAGAACGGGUGUGACCGAGUCGUUUCCACCUUUCAAUCUCCGGGGUGUUUGGCAUGCAGCUUUCUUUUGCAAUUUAUUUUUUUACAAAAUAAAUGCUCUAAUUUGUAAAGGUUAUUAGUUCUGCUUCUCAUACCGCCAAUGAUGGUUAAGCAGUGAAUAUAAAAAAAGGAAUCACCGCCAUAAACGACGGGGAAAUAAUACCCCUUGUUCAAUCAUGCAUGGUCAACGAUUCCACGAAGCUAAGGAAUAAACAUUCCAAAGCGUGUUCUGGAACCGGCUGUUGUCUCCUUACCUUCCCCGUGCUGCGAAGACGGUAUCUGUGAGGCAAUAUUGUCAUCGUGUUUCCACUACUGCAGCGCCACCACAUGUCGCCCUUUCGCCAGCUCUUCAGUCGCUCCUUUGUUUUAAUAUCUUUUUUAGUGCGACCGUACAUUUGAGCACGCAAGAAUUUUGUUCUGAACAUGACCACCGCUUGAGUUUUCCUUGCCAGUCUGACGGAUUUUACAGAAUAUUUUUCGAGGACAUUUAGUAACUCACGUAAGGGUUGUUCCAUCGAUGUUAGAUAAAACUGUACUUCUGAACUAAACACAUUCCGAAAUAGGCGAAUAUUUGAUUCCCACAUGUUCUCAAGCUUCGACGUGUCAGCGAAGGCUUAUUAUAUAAACAUGUAUAGUAUACGCUGAUCAGAGCUCGUGAUAAUUUUCAAAUAUAUUUUUCAGUCAACCAACAUAUGAGCAGUCCUGCAGAGAGGCUUAAACGUGUUUCACUUUAGCUUCGUGAAAAGUGUGAGGAAAAAUUGAUUAAAACAAACAUGCAGUUUAAUAUUAAAAACAAAACAAUUCAGAAUAACAUGGCCCAAGAAUACAAUGUAAAUUGUACUCAAGAAUAUGUAUGGAAACACCCCGAAGUAUGGUAGUAGUUUUAUUUUAUUUGACCAAGGUCACCAAUAGCGUGAUGAUAAAUAUAUGCAUAGCAGAGUUUAAUUCGAUAAUUUAGCCAAUUGUUUCGGAAAUUUGUUUUCAAACGUCUCACAUUUUUUUUAAUUUUUUUUACGGUUUGAUAAAAUGCAUUGCUGAGUGUUUGCAACCAGUGCUGACAAAGAAUUUUCAAGUGUGAUGUGUAUAUAUGAUAGCGGAUUGAUUCAUCUAAAGAAAACUAAAGGAGUGAAUGUGUAAAUUUACGUUGUAUAUAAAAUGGUUGUAUUUUAUUA
Ixodes scapularis (black-legged tick) is the source of this 3391-nucleotide messenger RNA. RefSeq names its product organic cation transporter protein. NCBI's taxonomy places the organism in Eukaryota, Metazoa, Arthropoda, Arachnida, Ixodida, Ixodidae. Gene Ontology annotation, molecular function: transmembrane transporter activity. The record is from RefSeq and is a predicted model, not a curated record. The coding region runs from base 170 to 1834 and encodes 554 amino acids. Gene Ontology annotation, cellular component: membrane. Gene Ontology annotation, biological process: transmembrane transport. The transcript has 13 exons.